Molecule: messenger RNA, 840 nt
Organism: Manduca sexta (tobacco hornworm)
Lineage: Eukaryota; Metazoa; Arthropoda; Insecta; Lepidoptera; Sphingidae
Exons: 4
Coding region: 150-629 (159 amino acids)
Source: RefSeq, a predicted model, not a curated record
GUAGACUUGCGGCCGCGGCAGUCUGCGUGCGAGCACCCUGUAGCGCACGGCGCAGGCGCGCGCGGUCGCACAGUGGCGCGGCGCAUAUAAAGCGCGCGGCGCGACCAGUGGGCACAGUGCCGAGCCGCCGAGCGCCGCGAGUCGCCGAAAUGAGCGCCCUCGCCUCCCUCGCCCGCUUCACCCUCUGCGCGCUGCUCCUCUCCGGCGACGUGCUCGGAAAACAUAAGAAAGUGAAGCCAAAGAAGUUUGUGUCGCCGACGACAAAGGGCAUUCAGUGCUAUAACUGUCUGUCGUUUGAUCACCCGGGGUGCUGGGACCCCGACCACCCGGAUUUCGCCAACAUUACCGUUCCGAACAUAGACUGCUACAUCCCAGGGAUGGCCUUCCUAUGCAUCGUCAUCACAUCCGAGUCGGCCAAGCUGGUGGAAACGGGCCAGGAGAUCGGCCCCGUGCGCGCGCGCACCUGCGUGCCCGCCAAGGACUUCUCUAAGAAGACUGUAUCAUACUCCAUGUGCAGCAAACUCAGCAAGGAGCUGUCUGCCUCCGAGAUAUUCUCGCGCAUCGCAGUCAGUCGGCCGCAGUGCACGCUCUGCAAGAAACACCUGUGCACGGACGCGUCGCACUGCUAGCCGGACCCCGCUCCCCGCCGCACACCGUCGCCCGCCGCCACGCCGCCACACCACCCGCACCGUGUUUACAAACUAAGCGCGGCACAAUGCAAUAGAGUUAAGUGCCUGUUAUCAAGGCACGUAACUCACCGCCGCCGUAUCGACUAUCGCGUUAUUCGUUAACAGUGUACUGAGUACAUAAUAAAGCAGCCGACACACGGCGCACCGCACC